GUCUUUUAAUAUUGGACGUUACGCGGUAACAAUAGUGUAUUAUCAUGAAUUCACAAUCUCUUGAAGACAACGACAUUUUACAUGAUUCGUCAUAUGCGAAUUGUGACAUCAAAAAACGUCAACGUUCUGAUAAGAUUUCAAAUCUUAUGGGUCAGUAUCUUUUGAAAGGAUGGAGAAUGUUAAACGAAUCUUGUCCUAAAUGUGAGACCAUUCUUUUCCAACAGCCAAAUGGUCAGUAUUAUUGCGUAGCUUGCUUAGAAGUUGAUCAGGAAAAAUCCAAUUCUAUUAAAGAACCAUUGUUAGGUAACCAACACUUACUGAACAAAUCACAAAAUUUCUCGACAGCAUCGUCACCAUUUCGUAGUGAUGUUGACACUGGUUUACCAAAGAAAUCCACUGAUGCUCAGAUGAAACCGCUUUCCGAUAAUAAAAAAACUUCAACAAAUGCAUGCAGUGAAAUUAGUAUACUGACAGAACUACGUGAAAAAAUCCAUUGGUCUAUGUCUCAAUUGGUGGAGACUACUACACCUAUGGAAAUCCGGCAAUGGGUGGAUACACUCAAGUCUUUAUUAGAUCUAUGGGAUAAAUUGUUAAAAUCUAAUUUUGUCAAGUGCUAAUAUCAAGAAAGCCAUAUCAUAAAUGCAAGCCGAUACUAAAUGUAUUUUUGUGAAUACAGUUUUACUAAAAUUUAACAAGAUUAUGUUUUCUUCCGUAUUUUGUUAUUGUAAUUUUUACUUUGCAAAUUUUGUGCGAUUUCUGACUGAUAUAGUUUCAUAGAACACUAAUCCGCAUUUUUAUACUACUCUGAUGUGAUCAAUAAUGCAUAUGUGACCUUGAAGAGAACUUAUAUUUAGGAAAAAUUUCAUUCAUCAAUAAGCUUGAUUAGUGUAGAUCUUACCGUUCUGUUCAACAAAUAUUUACUUCGAGAUUUUAGAACGAAAAAACUCAUAGAAAUACCUUAUAAUGAUGUAUUCGUUCUUGUGAGUCUCACUUGUUAAUAAUGCAACCGAAAAAUCUAUCAGUUAGUGAUAAUCUAUAAGAUAGUAUAUAUUUGUAUUUAGAC
Schistosoma mattheei is the source of this 1063-nucleotide messenger RNA. Lineage: Eukaryota; Metazoa; Platyhelminthes; Trematoda; Strigeidida; Schistosomatidae. The record is from the annotation of a GenBank genome assembly.